GAUGGUGACCAUGCUCCUACACUGGCUCAUUUAUUCUCUUGCAUCAGUAUGGUUGAUAUCUGCUGAUGGAGAAUUAUGCAAUUCUACAGAAUAUUUUAAGGUUUAUUCUGCACUUUUUGAAAAGCUUGGCUUGCUCGAGAAAAAAGAAAUUACAUUUCGACCCCUAAGAGAACAAAACGAUCCCACAAAUGUUUAUGUGGAUCUGUAUGUGACCUCCAUCACAGAUGUGAACGAAAAAGCCCAGAGCAUCUCGACACAAGUAAGAUUACUCACUUAUUGGAUCACUGAGAUAUCUUGGAACUCCUCAGAAUUUUGUAACAUUGACCGAUUUGUUAUUCAAAAAGAUUUGUUUUGGACUCCAGACACGGUCGUCCUGGAAAGCAUCAAGACAGAGUUUGCAGCAAUAGAGCCUCCAUAUGUCAGGUUAUAUGAUUUUGGCAUGAUGGACAUGUUUGACUUUUUAACUCUGGUCACUACCUGUAAGAUGGACCUGCACAGUUUUCCCUUCGACACACAAAUCUGCAGUCUAUCCCUACGAUCUUUAGCGCAUUCAGAUGAUGAGCUAAUAUUCGCUCAGUCCGAAUCUUCACAGGGGCUUACCUCUGAAUCUCAACGGAUCUUUCAGACCCAGGGAGAGUGGGAACUUCUCGAUAUAAAUACAUCUACAAAUAAUUCUUACGCUAUGUGGGUCUCACAAAGUCAAAUAAUAUUUCAGAUUACCAUCAAGAGGAGACCUCUUCUGUAUAUUGUCAACUUAAUUGUUCCCGUAUUUUGCUUCCUGGUCCUGGAUGUGGCCUCAUUCUUCAUAAAUGCAUCUGUAUCAGAGAAGCUGGGCUUUAAAGUGACUUUGCUGUUGUCCAUUUCUGUGUUGCUGCUCAUUCUUAAUGAGAAGCUGCCAUCAACUGCCAAUGACAUUCCAUUAAUUGGGAUUUACUGCAGUGGAGUUUUUACGCUAAUCGGCAUUAGCAUUCUGGAGACCAUCUUUGUGAAUGUCCUGAUUCGUAAAGGAGAAGACACCAAAUCAGAAAAACCAGCAACUGCAACUGGGCAAGAUGGUGGUGUGAGAGACUUGAAUAACUCUCUAGACACAGUUACCAGUGGAUAUGAAGAGGUGACAUGUAUACUCAACAUUCUGAAGCUGAUCCUCAUGGAGUUUCGUGCUGUUACUCAACAACACCAACCAAAGGAGUCACUGUGCUGGAUUAGAGCAGCAAGAAUUAUAGAUGUGACCUUCACUGCUAUUUACAUAAUCACCAUUGUUGUGUUUCUGUCUCUACUUGGCAAGGUUUGGAUUGUAUUGUAAUAUCCUCUUAUACAUGACCUGCAACUCUGGACCUGUUUAUAAGGGUAGUUAUGCAACUUUGUUUAGUAUGACAUAUUCCUUUAUUUAAUCCAAGUUUAGUUUGAUUUAGUUUUAUUAUGACUUUACUUAAUCCUAAUUUACUUUAUUUUUAUUCAUACUGUAGUACUUGAGUAAAGUAAGAAAAAUGCAGUUGUCCUACCUUGUAUGUAUUCUCCCAUAUUUACUCUCCCACAGCUUUGGCUAAGGAACACUAUAUACUCUAUAUACUAUGUUUACUAUAUGAAAAUAUUUAUCCAAACCUAUUAUAAACCUUUUGAGUAGAUGCAUGUUUAAGUAUUAUUACAUUGCAUAUGAACCUUUUCUUUCAAGAAAAGAAAACACAGAAUGGUCUUGUUGUAAUAAUGUUUUAUUGUGAUAGAGUAUAAAGGAGAAAAUAAUGUAUUAACAAGAAUGGCAUCUGUUACCCGAGAGAGCAUCAUUCCAUUCCCUCAGAUAAGGAGUUGUCUGUUGCUGGCCAAGCAAAGGAGAACGCAGCGUCGAAGAAUCCGAAGAUGAAUAAUAAAAGAGCAGGUGGCAUUAUAUAGACAAUUGAUAAAGGCGUUGACUAAUCUCAAGAUGACAUCAGAAGAGUGGGGGGUUAAGAAACUGUCUAUAAAAGACUGAGAUGAGAUAAUUUCAUCGGAACAAUCUCUCCGGUGCUAGAUGCUUACUGGGUUGCCUUGAGCAUUAGAUUGAUAUUUGCAGACUUUAUGCUUUUAUUUUAUUUUAUUAGUUACAAGUAUAUUGAUUGUAACCUUGAAAAUUGUUAUUAAUAAA
Messenger RNA from Triplophysa rosa, 2119 nucleotides. RefSeq names its product 5-hydroxytryptamine receptor 3A-like. Gene Ontology annotation, cellular component: synapse; membrane; neuron projection. Lineage: Eukaryota; Metazoa; Chordata; Actinopteri; Cypriniformes; Nemacheilidae. The record is from RefSeq and is a predicted model, not a curated record. Gene Ontology annotation, molecular function: neurotransmitter receptor activity; transmembrane signaling receptor activity; extracellular ligand-gated monoatomic ion channel activity. Bases 2 to 1303 code for a protein of 433 amino acids. The transcript has 9 exons. Gene Ontology annotation, biological process: signal transduction; chemical synaptic transmission; monoatomic ion transmembrane transport.